UACGUUUUGUUUUGGCCAGACGUCUUCAGUGGAAACUUGCAAAGUGCAACAAUAAUUCCAGUAAAGAUAUGCGUCUCUUACCGUGUAUAAAGUCUUAUGACGAAGGAGUCGAUCACUCAAAGCAGAUAGACAGAGAGAUUAAAGAAUGGAUCAAGACAUAUAAUGAGGCAAUCAAACUUCUACUCUUGGGAACAGGCGAGAGUGGGAAAACGACUAUAAUCAAACAAAUGAAGAUCCUUCACGUAAAAGGAUUUAGUCACAGUGAACGAACAGCAAUGAUCCCACAUAUUAGGUUUAAUACACACGAGGCGAUCUACGAGAUAAUACACAACAUGCCGGUGCUCAGUAUAGGCUUGCAGAAUACUAAACACGUCCGUUCACAGCAGUAUCUAUUGAAAGUCGGCCCUGAAGGACCACAGGAGUACACUGAGGAAUAUUUUGAUAACGUUCGAGAUCUGUGGCAGGACGCAGGAGUAAGAGAAUGUUUUAGAAGAGCCAAUGAAUAUCAAUUGAUUGACAGUGCUGAAUAUUUUUUAGAUAGAAUAGAUCUGAUCGGCAAAGAGGAUUAUGUGCCAUCGGACGCGGACAUACUGCGCUGUCGGCGUAAAACCACAGGAAUCCAGAAAAUUGAGUUCAAAGUGAAGGUUCCAAAAUCGAUGCACGGCGGUACACAAGACUUCUGGAUGUUUGAUGUCGGCGGCCAACGAGGGGAGAGAAAAAAAUGGAUUCAGGUAUUCGAAGGUAUCCACGCGAUCUGGUUCGUGGUUGCGUGUAGUGACUUUGACCAAACAUUACGAGAAGACAAUUUACAAAAUCGGUUAAAAGAAGCCCUUAUUCUAUUCGAAGAUGUCUGGCAAAGCAGGUUCCUCCUCGAAGCUGGUAUUAUCGUGUUCCUCAACAAACAGGAUCUGUUGGAGACGAAGAUCAAACAAGGACGAAGUAUAGCUCCUUACUUUCCCAAAUAUAACCAUUUCGAAGCCUCAGGAGACGAGUAUACCAGAACAAAACUCUUUAUUAGAAGUCUUUUCGUGAAUUUGACAACAAAGAAGAGAGAACGUCGCCAUAUCAUAGCAUCAGCGGAGAGGUUCGUAGUUCUGGAGGCGAGCAGAGCACGUGAAUGUUACUUCCAUUUCACCACCGCCACUGACACACACAAUGUGCGCACCGUCUUCCGCGAUGUGCACCAGAUGAUACUCACACACAUACUCAGCAAUAUCGGCGUCUACUGACAACGGUCUACUGGUCUACUCAGUACUAGUAUGUCUACUGACACAAACCCGGUCUAUAAGUCUAGUGGCACUCACCUGGUGUAAUAAUCUACUGACAACGACCUGGUCUACUCAGAACCGGUCUACUACCGACCCAUUCUACUAGUCUACUGGUUAAGUGAUUAGUCUACUAACGAACUCGGUCUACUAACACCGACUUCAUCUACUGUUCUACUGAUACUGAUUCGGUCUACUGGUCUACUUGUAGAUAAUACAAGUAGCCCAGACUGGUUUAUUAAUGUGUGUCUUGCAAUAGACAUUGCCAAGUAUUCAUUUGGAGAAAUAUUAAUUGUACUUAAGAUACUAAUAAAUGCAAAGUAAUAAUCUCUGAUUAAGUUAUUUCGCUUAUUCUUAAAUCUGAUUGUUGAAUGAAUUUAAAAUUAAGUUAAA
This is a messenger RNA of Papilio polytes (common Mormon), 1658 nucleotides long. RefSeq names its product guanine nucleotide-binding protein G(f) subunit alpha (gene Galphaf). Gene Ontology annotation, molecular function: GTPase activity; G protein-coupled receptor binding; guanyl nucleotide binding. Lineage: Eukaryota; Metazoa; Arthropoda; Insecta; Lepidoptera; Papilionidae. Gene Ontology annotation, biological process: adenylate cyclase-modulating G protein-coupled receptor signaling pathway. Bases 69 to 1229 code for a protein of 386 amino acids. The transcript has 10 exons. The record is from RefSeq and is a predicted model, not a curated record. Gene Ontology annotation, cellular component: heterotrimeric G-protein complex.